GUCCCUUAAUACCACAGAGUCAAACACAUGACUUGGACCUCAUCCACCGCCUCUCAUGACUUGUUAUAUAUCAUUUUUCUUUUCUUUUCAUCUUGUUAACUGCACUGAGAAAUAUUUUCAGAGGAAAAAUUAUCAGACCAGAUCAUGAAUAAUAAUAACAAUAACAGUGAUCGUCAAGAUAUGGAAGAUGAAGAAGAAGUUGCACUUCCAGGAUUUCGAUUCCAUCCAACUGACGAAGAACUCGUUGGGUUUUAUCUUCGAAGAAAGGUUGACAAGAAACCACUCAGUAUUGAGCUCAUCAAACAAGUUGAUAUCUACAAAUUCGAUCCAUGGGAUCUUCCAAAGCCUAGCAGUGUUGGAGACAAAGAAGGCUACUUCUUUUGCAAAAGAGGGAGGAAAUAUAGGAACAGCAUAAGACCAAAUAGGGUAACUGGGUCUGGAUUCUGGAAAGCAACCGGCAUCGACAAGCCUGUCUACUCACAUGGAGGAGAAGGCCGAGACUGUAUUGGACUCAAGAAAACAUUAGUCUACUACCGUGGCAGUGCGGGAAAAGGCACCAAAACCGAUUGGAUGAUGCAUGAAUUUCGUCUUCCUGCCAAUGAUACUACAAAUCUUGUCAAUGCCAAAACCUCUACUCUAGAAGCUGAAGUAUGGACACUUUGUAGAAUCUUCAAGAGAAAUGUUUCGCACAGAAAAUAUACACCAGACUGGAGAGAAUUAUCUAACAAACGUCAAGCAGCCAAUGACACAAGCUCAAAAACAUGCAGUGCGAAUUCAAAUAGCAGAGAAAAUUAUCUGAGCUUCGGUGCUCCUGAUAUUAUUCAAUAUAGUGAAAAGAAGCCUGUUUUUAAUGAGAGGAAACAGUUUCAUGUAGACCAGGUUAGCUCUAUACCUCAUUUUCAUCAUCAACAGCAACAUUAUCAUCAGCCUCCAUCAAUGGCUUCAUCUUCGACCGUUUCAAGUUCUUAUGAGAAUGAGUUGUUCACUUAUGGUGACUGGGAUGAGCUUAGAUCAGUUGUGGAGUUUGCUUUUGAUCCUUCUCUAUUGUAAAUAAUAGUUUCUCCACUGGUAUUUCUAUUUCUUAUCAUUCUGCUGACUGGCCUAUGUUAUAAUAUAUAGUCCUAUAAAUUAGACAUUCUCUUAUCAUGAAACAUUAACUAUGGAGGUUCUGAUAGCUAAUGUGAUCUAUAUAAAGCAUGGCUUUUUUCCUUUCUUC
This is a messenger RNA of Jatropha curcas, 1216 nucleotides long. RefSeq names its product NAC (No Apical Meristem) domain transcriptional regulator superfamily protein. Gene Ontology annotation, biological process: regulation of DNA-templated transcription. The record is from RefSeq and is a predicted model, not a curated record. Lineage: Eukaryota; Viridiplantae; Streptophyta; Magnoliopsida; Malpighiales; Euphorbiaceae. Gene Ontology annotation, molecular function: DNA binding.